This is a messenger RNA of Ipomoea triloba (trilobed morning glory), 544 nucleotides long. RefSeq names its product 40S ribosomal protein S21-like. Lineage: Eukaryota; Viridiplantae; Streptophyta; Magnoliopsida; Solanales; Convolvulaceae. The transcript is spliced from 4 exons. The record is from RefSeq and is a predicted model, not a curated record. Gene Ontology annotation, cellular component: ribosome; cytosolic small ribosomal subunit. Gene Ontology annotation, biological process: endonucleolytic cleavage in ITS1 to separate SSU-rRNA from 5.8S rRNA and LSU-rRNA from tricistronic rRNA transcript (SSU-rRNA, 5.8S rRNA, LSU-rRNA); translation; endonucleolytic cleavage to generate mature 3'-end of SSU-rRNA from (SSU-rRNA, 5.8S rRNA, LSU-rRNA). Bases 112 to 360 code for a protein of 82 amino acids. Gene Ontology annotation, molecular function: structural constituent of ribosome.
GUAUAUAUUCAGCAACCCGCCAUAGUUCCGCAGCUCUCCAUCUGCCCUGCAGCUUUUUCCGGCGACAUAUCAAUACUCGUUGUUUGUUGAGCUUUAAGAAAGCUUAUCAAGAUGCAGAAUGAAGAAGGACAAAACAUGGAUCUUUACAUUCCCAGGAAAUGCUCUGCAACAAAUAGGCUGAUUACCUCAAAGGAUCACGCCUCUGUGCAGAUUAACGUUGGACAUUUGAAUGAGAAUGGUGUGUAUGUGGGAAAUUACACCACUUUUGCUCUUUGCGGCUUUGUUCGUGCUCAGGGGGAUGCUGACAGUGCUUUGGACCGCCUGUGGCAGAAAAAGAAAGCUGAAAUAAGACAGCAGUAGAAUGAGAGUUUUUAGUCAGUUUUGGCUAUACUUAAUUUGUUGAGGGAUAUGCCCAUUUUUCAGUCUUAAAAAACUAAUUAGGUCAAAUGAUCCUUGAAGAACAUAUGUUGAGAAUUGAGAUGACACUUUUUGUUUUCAACUUUUGCGUUUGGUAAUUUGGAUCAUUCUUCUUUGCAGUCUACUA